AUGAAUCCGACAGUAGUGUUCUUUGCUAAGCUGAGAAAGCUGGCGGUGACUCUACAGUCAGAAACUGCCAAACUCCAGCACGACUUUGAAAACCGCAACAACGACGACGACGAUGACACUGAAACCACAGCGAAAGCAAUGCGAACGUAUCACGAACUGAACUGUGAAGUCGGGAACCUAAAGGGGGAGAUCCAGGGUCAGGUUGCUCAGCUGAAUGCACAGGAGAAUGAGGUGGGCAGCUUCAUUAAAGCCAGUAGAGUGAUGGAGCAGAGGCUCGCUAAGGACAUCCAGGCACUUAAGGGACACUGGCAAAAAUACGGUUACAAAGCUCCCCGAGACACUCAGAGACCAACCAACUCCAAAGGUCAGGAGUCAGAGGCUGCAGAUGAAGUAUCAGAUAAUAAUGAAGGGGAAAGCCAGGAGGAGGCUGGAGGUAGUCCCUCCUCAUCGCCUAUGACGGCGAGACCGCCGCCCUUCUCUGACGUAAUGCGGACGCCGCAGUUCUCUGACUUCGGUCUCUCUGAGAUACAGCUAAAGAGAACUCUGGCUGGGUGCUCUGAAGUGCCCCGUAUGCCUGAGAUGAGCCUCCCUCACCCCUCUUUCAACAUGCCCGCACCUCCAUCCAUGGCUUUAACCCCCAAAUGUGCCCUGCGGAUGGAUGACGAUGAUCCACAGACCCCUCAGAUGUCUGACUUUGGCAUUACGGAGCACACAAUGUGUCUGAACAACGACUUCACUAUGGAUCUGUUCCGGAAGAACGUUGAAAAGCCCCAAAGACCAUCACAAGACAUGCCUGUACCAUCAGUGAACGCUCUCAUGGAGAGUUUGCACACACAAGCACAGAACUUGGAGUCCCCAGAACCACCUGUGUUUUGCACCCCUGGGUUUAAGAUCAAGAAGACAAACGGUCACUGCUCUCCAAAUGCUCAAAACAACGGUGACCCAGAAUCCCCCGGUCACCUUGGAAACCUGCCCACCACCCCCGAAGUCCCAGCGUUUCAAACUCCAUAUGUGAACCGAAUGGUCAGCACCAAAAAGAGUGCACGGCAGCCUGGGCACGUGGACGAUGACACCAACAUCUUUGAAAAUUCAUCAGCUCGUAACGGCGCAACCGGCUCCAAGCGGCGCUGGGAAUACGACGUGCCGGAGAUAUCCAUCAUGGGUGUGGAGGACAAACAGAUGCCAGAGAUGCCAAACCUGGAGUCUGUUUUGGGAAAUUCUUUACAAACUACAUGUGCAAAAAUGCUGAAGAAGAGAACGGAGAAUACAAAUGUGACCAGGAUGACCACUGUCAACAAUCUGGAGCUGGACGGACCCACCCUGGAGUUCAGCUUCAGGACGCCUCGCAUCAGGAUGGACUACGAAGAGCCCAGCACCCCCGAGAUGCCGGACCUCAGCUCUGUGACACAGGACAUCUGUAAACUUGUGUCCCAGGCUCAGAUGAAGAACACGGCCAUGUCGGUCGUGCGCCCAAAUGUCAGAGCAGAGAAGGAUAAAAGCAGAGCUGUGAGGAUGUCUGUGGUGUCAGAGAGCGAGUUCCAGAGUUUACCAAAGUACCUGAGGCAGAUGACUCUGCACAACCUCAACCAGGUGGUUCACAACAUCAACACCUUCACAGCAGAGAGUGAAGGUGAACAGACAGAAUUUCAAAUGGAGGAGCUGAGGAGUAUUUGCUUUGUUGGAAUGAAGGCCCCCGUAUACAUCCUCUGUCUCACCGAGCUCAAUAGGCUGAAGCACAUGGAUGGAGCCAGUAACUCCUCCGUGUACAAACUGUGCACACACAACUAAAGGUCGCUUGGAUACAUUACACUUUGUCCAACUGGGAACCCAAAUGUAGUGUCAUCCACACUCACAAGAACCUCCAGUAAAUCCAUCUUUUAGUUACAGAGAUGCUGAGCUCUUACGCUUCUGUCAAUAUACUUUAGACUGUAAAAACAAGACACAAUACACACCCUGACUAAUGAAUUUUACCAGAGCACGCCGGCUUGGUAACUGUUGUAUCUAGAUUGUAAAUAGUUCUGAUGCAUGGCUUGACAAUAAUUUGCACGUCUGUGGUAUUGUUCUGGAUAUGAACUCUGUAUAUAAUAAAGUUAGAAAUGCAUUGCUGCACAAAUUAGCUUUCUAAAGACUUUUACAAUUGCAGUAUAUUAGAAAGAUAUUUGAUUGAUUGAUUUUUAUGCCAACAUGGACAAUAAAUUCUUUAAAGCAG
This is a messenger RNA of Cottoperca gobio, 2209 nucleotides long. It is a transcript of the gene ska3, whose product is annotated as spindle and kinetochore associated complex subunit 3. The coding region runs from base 1 to 1788 and encodes 595 amino acids. Gene Ontology annotation, cellular component: kinetochore; spindle microtubule; outer kinetochore. The record is from RefSeq and is a predicted model, not a curated record. Gene Ontology annotation, biological process: chromosome segregation; mitotic cell cycle. The transcript is spliced from 11 exons. Lineage: Eukaryota; Metazoa; Chordata; Actinopteri; Perciformes; Bovichtidae.